Messenger RNA from Aspergillus alliaceus, 2079 nucleotides. RefSeq names its product putative MFS transporter. The record is from RefSeq and is a predicted model, not a curated record. Gene Ontology annotation, biological process: transmembrane transport. The coding region runs from base 372 to 1859 and encodes 495 amino acids. Gene Ontology annotation, cellular component: membrane. The transcript is spliced from 4 exons. Lineage: Eukaryota; Fungi; Ascomycota; Eurotiomycetes; Eurotiales; Aspergillaceae. Gene Ontology annotation, molecular function: transmembrane transporter activity.
CAUUCUUCUGCGAUCUUUUGUUCCUGAAUGAUCUUCUUCCCUCCUGGUCGAUUGCCUCACUUCGAUCUUCAGGGAUCUAAGGUUAACCGCAGAUCUGGGAUCUUGGCAGUUCGCCCUCAGUAUCGCACUCAGGGUCCCAUCAUUCUGAGCGCGGGGUUCCCUACUCUCAGAUAGUUUAAUAUUGCCUGACGACUCCAGUCUCUUCAGUAUUUGAUCUCUGCGUCAUGCAAGGUCACUCAGUGUGAUUGUGGUUCAUACACUGCGUCAGUGACUUCUCACUUUCUAAAAAGAAGGCACUUCCUACCCCAUUGAAACCACUCCGGCCAAAUACAUAGAGACUGAAGUAAACGUGGGACAAUUUAGGACUCGCCAUGGAGUACCGAAGUGAGCCGAAACCGGACAUUGAAUCACCCCCGCGGGGCAGCAACACGAUGACACCCCAAGACAACGAUACUGGCUCCUCUUUCCUUGAAGAGGAGAGGGAAAAGCAUUUGAUCUGGAAAAUUGAUGUCCAUAUUUUACCAAUCGUUGUGCUUCUCUACCUUUUCAGCUUCCUAGAUAGAGUGAACAUCGGUAACGCUCGCUUGUAUGGCCUGGAAGAAGACUUGGGCCUGGUUGGCAACCAGUACCAAGUCGCUGUGUCUAUCUUAUUCGUAACUUACUGUCUUUUUGAAGUGCCAUCCAAUCUGGUCCUCAAGAAACUUAGACCGUCGCGCUACAUCGCAUCGAUUUCAAUUAUAUGGGGUAUCAUUGCAACCCUAACAGGAAUCACCCAGAAUUAUGGGGGAUUGAUCGCCUGCCGUCUUCUUCUAGGUGUCGUGGAAGCCGGGCUGUUCCCCGGGCUUAUAACAUACCUCACCUUAUUCUACAGCAAGCGCGAACUAGCUCUCCGCACAGGAUAUCUUUUCAGUAGCGCAGCAGCAGCUGGCGCUUUCGGAGGGCUACUAGCGUAUGCGAUUGGGUUUAUGGACGGCAUCAGCGGACUUCGAGGUUGGAGGUGGAUCUUGAUCCUGGAGGGUAUCCCAACGGUACUCAUUGGCGUAGUGACUUGGUUUGUCCUUGCGGAUGAGCCGGACACAGCUUACUACCUAAAUGAAGAGGAGAAGGCACUCGUAGUCCGUCGUCGAAUGCGCUACGUGGGCCAAACGGCAUCUGCGCAAAAGUUCCAUUGGGCCGACGUCAAGGAAGGCGCGCUCGACUGGAGAAUCUGGGCAUUUUCUCUCGCGCAAUUCGGCAUCGAUACCAUGCUCUACGGCUACAGCACUUUCCUUCCCACCAUCAUCAAGGGAAUGGGCUCUUGGACAACACCCGAGGUGCAAGCACUUACCAUUCCCUGCUACGCGCUUGGCGCUUUAGCCUAUCUGAUAGUCGCUUGGGUCAGCGACCGAACCCAACGCCGUGGGCUAUUCAUUUGCAUCUUCGCUAUAAUUUCGGUCGUUGGUUAUGGAAUACUCAUCUCCGAUACAUCUUCGGGGGUGCAUUAUUUUGGCGCGUUGCUCAUCGCCCUGGGCUUGUAUGUGGCCGUAGGAUUGCCACUCGCGUGGCUCCCUACUACGCUUCCUCGCUAUGGAAAGCGUACCUUCGCCACAGGUUUACAGCUCACGUUUGGCAAUAUCAGCGGUGUCAUGUCGCCGUUCUUGUACAAAAACAAUGAAGCUCCUCGGUAUGUUCGGGGAAAUGCCGUGACUUUAGGCCUUGUGGCAUUUGCGGGAAUCAUAUAUGGACUCAUGUGGUACUACUACCGCCAGAAGAACAUUCGCAGGGUCCAAGGUCUCGAGGAUGAGAAAGUGGCUGGGAUGACUAAUGAAGAGAUUGAGGAAUUGGGAGACAAAAGCCCUCGGUUUAUUUAUAGCAUUUGAGUGUAUAGUAUUCAAGAUCUCUGGUGAGUUAAAAUAGACGAGAAACAGAGUUUCCCACUCACCAUUCUACUUUUUGCUGGCCGAUUGUUUUCUCUACUUCAAUUACCUUGUGGACUUUGCCAUGCCUAGCAAAGCGGGGAUUCUUAGGAAAUACUGUCUUUAUUCGCCUGAGAAACAGACCAGAUUAGCAGAAUAAUAAAGCGCCAAUUAAUCUACUAAA